Messenger RNA from Macadamia integrifolia, 418 nucleotides. RefSeq names its product VQ motif-containing protein 1-like. NCBI's taxonomy places the organism in Eukaryota, Viridiplantae, Streptophyta, Magnoliopsida, Proteales, Proteaceae. The transcript has a single exon. The record is from RefSeq and is a predicted model, not a curated record. The coding region runs from base 105 to 389 and encodes 94 amino acids.
AGAUCUAAAGCUCGCAAUUGUUGUAUUGAAGAUCAAAUUGAAGUAUACCAAAUCAACGGAAUUAGCCGGAAUUUCGGUCGAGUGGAUCCCAGAGUUAGAUAUCGAUGUCGGGUGGAGGUAGAGAUCCAGUGAAAGUGAAAAUCAUUGACACUGAAUACGUUCAAACUGAUCCUAUCAACUUCAAAUCUGUUGUUCAGAAACUUACCGGAAAAGAUGCAGUGGCGAGCAAGGCAGAUGGUUCAUCGGCACGUCAUAAUACUGCCGGACCGGCGACUAGUGGUGUUGCAGUGAGGCCGUCAAGGGAGUUUCUCUCUCAAGAAGAUUUUGAUAAAAUGCUUAAGGAGAUGCCUUCAGUGGAUGAACUGUAUCGCUUGUGGAUUGAUCAAUGAUUGAAUUGAAUAUCCAACUUUUGAUUCCA